AUGACCAUAUACGCCUUCUACAUCUUUGACCGCCAUUGCAGUUGUAUCUACUCACGCGAGUUUUCUCUGCGGGGCGACUCUGGCUCGCUCAACACAAACAACGAAUCCGAUGUAGCAAAGCUUCUUUUCGGCAUGGUGUACUCGCUCAAAAACAUGGCGCAAAAGCUAGCGCCAGACACCGUCCCCAAUUUGCUUCGGUCCUUCAGCACAGGUUACUACAGGGUGCAUUUCCUUGAGUCGCUCACCAACUUCAAGUUUGCUCUAGUGUCCGACUUGUCUGUGGACUGUUUGCAGGACCAGUUGUGGCAUCUUUACAGUGACAUUUUUGUCAACACCGUUGCGUUCAAUGCGCUCAGUCCUGUUGAGUUUGGCGAGUCGAAAAUCCAAAACGCCCACUUUGUUUCCCAGUCCGACUCGUACUUGCGCAGUCUUACUGUGUUUUCAUAA
Clavispora lusitaniae ATCC 42720 is the source of this 447-nucleotide messenger RNA. RefSeq names its product TRAPP subunit. Gene Ontology annotation, cellular component: TRAPP complex. The record is from RefSeq and is a predicted model, not a curated record. NCBI's taxonomy places the organism in Eukaryota, Fungi, Ascomycota, Pichiomycetes, Serinales, Metschnikowiaceae. Gene Ontology annotation, biological process: endoplasmic reticulum to Golgi vesicle-mediated transport.